Arvicanthis niloticus (Nile rat) is the source of this 3574-nucleotide messenger RNA. Lineage: Eukaryota; Metazoa; Chordata; Mammalia; Rodentia; Muridae. The record is from RefSeq and is a predicted model, not a curated record.
AAGGCGAGACAGGAACUUCAUUCCCCUCUGUGUCAGGAUCCCAGAAAUUAUGCCCCUUCUCUCACCAUGAAUUGGCUCUCGAGUUCCUCGGGAGUUGUGCUAACUGCUUACCACCCCAGCGGCAAGGACCAGGUCGUUGGGGACAGCCAUGCAAAGGGAGGCGAUGAAGCCACCUCCAGUCACAGAUAUGGUCAGUAUACCAUGAACUCAGAAAGCUCCACCAAAGCUUCAGAGAGGCCUCCAUUUGAUCGAUCAAGUUCUCAGGAUUCUUUGGAUGAAGUAUCAAUGGAAGCCUAUUGGACAGAACUAGAAAACAUCAAGAGGUCGAAUGAAAAUCGUCAAGAAGGUCAAGAGGCCAUAGUUGUCAAAGAGCCUGAUGAGGGAGAACUGGAAGAAGAAUGGCUCAAGGAGGCGGGUCUGUCCAAUCUUUUUGGAGAGUCUGCUGAUGACCCGCAGGAAAGCAUCGUGUUUUUAUCUACACUGACCCGGACUCAGGCAGCAGCUGUUCAGAAACGUGUAGAAACAGUCUCCCAGACCUUAAGGAAGAAAAACAAACAGCACCACAUUCCCGACGUCAGAGACAUAUUUGCUCACCAGAGAGAGGCACAAGAAAAAUCUCCAGAUGACUCAGACUUGCGGUCAGUCAGAGCAAACGAAAACAAAGGCCAAGGAGAUGACCAGCCAUCUAGUGGGGUUGUUGAUAACAAGGAGCUAACGCCACUGGUGCCUGAGGACAUACCUGCCUCUGAAACAGACAUCAAUCUGGAGGUGUCAUUUGCGGAACAAGCCGUCAAUCAGAAGGAGUUCAGUAAGGAGAGGACACAGAAGAUCAAAGGCAAUAAUGCCUCUUUGCCAAGUUUUAGACUGCCAAAAGAUAAAACAGGUACAACGAGGAUUGGAGACUUGGCACCCCAAGACAUGAAGAAAGUUUGCCAUCUAUCCCUGAUUGAACUCACUGCCCUGUAUGAUGUGUUGGGGGUGGAACUCAAGCAACAGAAGGCUGUGAAAAUCAAAACCAGAGACUCUGGUCUUUUUGGUAUGCCUUUAACUCUAUUGUUAGAACAAGAUCAAAGAAAAGUGCCUGGAACGCGAAUACCCUUGAUCUUUCAAAAACUGCUUUCUCGCAUUGAAGAAGGUGGUCUGGAAACUGAGGGCCUCCUACGGAUACCAGGAGCAGCCAUGAGAAUCAAGAAUCUUUGCCAAGAACUAGAAGUGAAAUUUUAUGAGGGGACUUUCAACUGGGAAAGCGUCAAGCAGCACGAUGCUGCCAGCCUGCUGAAGCUCUUUCUGAGAGAGCUGCCCCAGCCACUGCUGAGCACGGAGUAUCUCAAAGCCUUCCAGGCUGUCCAGAAUCUUCCAACCAAAAAGGAACAAUUGCAGGCUUUGAACCUCCUUGUCAUUCUUCUACCUGAUGCAAACAGAGACACACUGAAGGCCUUGCUUGAAUUUCUCCAAAGAGUCAUAGAUAACAAAGAGAAGAACAAGAUGACAGCUGUGAAUGUGGCAAUGGUCAUGGCCCCAAAUCUCUUCAUGUGCCAUGCGCUGGGCUUGAAGUCCAGUGACCAGCGAGAAUUUGAAAUGGCAGCUGGGACAGCAAAUGUCAUGCACUUAUUGAUUAGGUACCAGAAACUUCUAUGGACAAUCCCUAAAUUUAUUGUAAACCAAGUGAGGAAGCAGAAUACUGAGAAUCAAAAGAAGGAAAGGAAAGCCAUGAAGAAACUGCUGAAGAAAAUGGCUUAUGACCGGGAAAAACAUGAAAAGCAAGAUAAAACUGCAAAUGGUGCUGAUGUUCCUCAGGGAGUGAUUCGAGUGCAAGCUCCCCAUCUUUCAAAAGUUUCCAUGGCAAUACAGCUAACUGAAGAACUGAAAGCCAGUGAUGUACUUGCCAGGUUUCUCAGCCAAGAAAGCGGGGUUGCCCAGACACUCAAGAAAGGAGAAGUUUUCCUGUAUGAGAUUGGAGGAAAUAUUGGGGAACGUUGCCUUGAUGACGAUACAUACAUGAAGGACUUGCACCAACUGAACCCGAAUGCUGAGUGGGUCAUAAAAUCCAAGCUGGUGUAGACAACUAUCCCGAGGACAUGUCAUCAUUCUUGCUGUGUCAAGAGUGUAAAUAAACGUAGCAGGUUUCUUAACUAUUCAGCUGUACCCAAUUAUUACAAAGUGACACCCUCAAGCCUUAAAAUUAUAGACUUUUUGUGACUUUCACACUUGUUAAUUAUUAUUAUUAGAAAACAAAUAUUUUUGAAGUAAGGGAAAAGGGGGCUUGCGGGCUGUUUAUACACACUUAAAAAUGUGUUCACAUGUGACAGUUCUCUUUUGUAUGGAAUCAUUUCUCUACCACUUUUUUUUUUCUUUAUGGUACUAGGUAUUGAACAAGAACUUUGCUCGUAGUUGGCAAGUGCUUUAGGACACCUAGUGAUAUCCCCCCAAAUUAAACACUCUUUACUAAUAGAUUUCCUAAUAGAGUUUUGGGUUAAUUACAUUUUAAAAAUGCUGUCUUCUCUUUCUUACCUCUUCCCAUUUACUUUCCCUUAAUAAAUUUUGCUUUUUAACCAGAAAGAGAUAGUUAAUAGCAGGUAUGGAAAGCUAUAACUCAUCAGUGUUCUUGUUACCACAAGAUGCUACUACUCAUGGCUUGGAAUCAUUGGUCUGUGCAGGCGGUCAUUUCUUGAGCUUAUCAAUCUUAUGUGCACAAAGCUGUAUUCAUCAUCAAGACCCAGACUGCCAGGACCUUCCAAUUAUCACCAAAGUAUGAAAUGCUUAAACACUCAGGAGAAAAAAAAAUAUCAAACCACAAGGACUAACUGAGUCACCUAUGACCACAAAGGGAAAAGCUGUUUGUGUGUACAACACUCUUUCAGAUGGAAUCUGAAAAGUCACAUAUCAAGUGACUUGGCAACAUUAUACCAACCAUAAUAGUACAGCCCGGAACCAUUGGAGAAUACAUUGUAAAAUGCCACUUUUCCUCUUGCCAGAAUGAGUCUACAGGGUGUGACAAUCAUUUAUGUGAACUGGGUUUUGCCCAUGUGUAUAUUUUAAAGAAUCUGAGUCAGUUGGUUAAGAUGCUGUGGAAAGUAUUAUCCCCAGGGCUUUUUGUGCACGGACAUACUGUGACAGAACGCGGACCUCUGCUGUAAAUAAGAGAAAUGAAAUAAGAGCAAGGUUCACUAUUUUAUAAGGGUAGAGUGCCAUUGACGAAAGGUGGCGUGUGUGGAUGAGGCACUGAUGUCGGUGACACUGUUCGUAGUUCUUUAGGGGAAGCUGUGCAUCCUCAGAAGCCUCUGAUGCCACUCUAGGAGGGAAAGUGCCGUUCAUGAGAACAGGGGUGUGUUGAGCAUACAGUGAGGAGAGUGGCCUGUGGAUGGAUGGGCCCUUUGGUAGCACCAUGGAUAAGUGCUUUGGUAACGCCAUGGGGAUUUGUGCCAUUGCUUUUUGUAUUUAAAUAAAUUUUAUAAUUAAAUGACUUUUUCUAAACAAUCUUCGCUUGGAAUUAUUACUUUUAUACAGGUGUAUAUUCAUGAGUCUAUGUUUGUCUGUUUAAACUAUUUUAAUUAACGCUCUAUUUUCAAUGUAA